Arvicanthis niloticus (Nile rat) is the source of this 5374-nucleotide messenger RNA. RefSeq names its product fukutin (gene Fktn). NCBI's taxonomy places the organism in Eukaryota, Metazoa, Chordata, Mammalia, Rodentia, Muridae. The record is from RefSeq and is a predicted model, not a curated record. Gene Ontology annotation, cellular component: Golgi membrane.
AGCUAGAGUUGGGUAAGAUGGGGGCACCCGGGCUGGGUCGCUCUGCCUGGUCAUGGGCGGGUUCCCUCAGGCACGUGUCGCUGGUUUAUGACCAGCGGUCGUCCACCUUUAUGGUACCCGCCCUACGGCGGCGGGGAGGAGUCCGACGUCGGCCGCAGGUACCGUCUGCGAGUCAGUGCGCGAGCCUGCUGUCGCAGUCACGGCGACAGAUGCCCAUGCUGUCCGCCGAUCAUCUUGACCAGUCUUCGAUUUUGGAGGCUUUUGGAGACGCUUGUAGAGGCUGGGUUGGGACAGUGACGUUUGAGCUAGGAGGCGAGAGCGGACGAUGCGGGGAGAGUGAUAGAAUGAUGAGGUGUGAGGAUCAGUGCUAGCCAAGGUGCCUCCACGGGGGAGGAACCGCUGCAGCCCGCUGCUCUGAGUGCUGAACUCACAGGGCAAGGAAGGGAAAAUGGCAGGACAGCCACCCAGGGAGGGUUCCACCUGAGAAGGACUUUGACACUGCGCGAAAGACAAGUUCUGUGUACAGCAGCCAGCUGCAACCGCUUCGAAGAGAGGAGGUGCUUGGUUUACCAGUUUACCAGUCUCUUUCCUCUCUUCUGAGACCCCUCAGUGGUCAUCCUUAGUUCAUUCGAAGGAGCGCUCACUGUGCUCAUUUUAUUAGCUCUGCAAUAAUUUUUAUUUUCCAUUACACAUGAUAAGUAUCUUCUUUACAUACAUGUAAAGAGAGAAAUGCAUUCUCCUUGCUGAUUUUAAAGUAAUAGCUAAAAUGUCACAGUUAAUAUGUACACCAAUAUUAUCUUGAUUUAGGUUCUGUGCCGUUGAAGAAGCCAGGGCUUGUGAUGCUGCCGAGAGGCAUCUCUUUGUAAAACUAUCCCACUGCUUAGUUUAAGUGGUUACUACUGUAUUAUUGAUGGAUUAAUCUUGUAUUAAGUGUAAAGUAGAGACAGCUCCCAAAAACUAACAGUAUAUUAUUUUGAAUUUUAGAAUAGUUGCUCCUAGAGGAAGCUUAGCAAUAGUAAGCUUAGAUGCCAGCUUAGAUGUCACUAGGAAGCACCGUGCAGUACACUGUGUGUGCUGGUCGUCACAUGUAUGAGGGAUAGCUGAAAUCCAGAGAGUUUGAGAAAUAAUCUUGUCUAGGAGCUACCCUGAUGAAAUCAUUGUAGUAGGUUUUAGUUAACUGCAAACUCGUACCAUCAUCAGUAUUGGUGGAGGUUGCUGAUUUUAACAGAAGUACCUCUGGUCACAGGAAACAAGAUUCUGUUUUAUGAAGAAGAUGAAAACAACUGGGUUACUAUUAAAAAACACCCAAGAGCAUACUACAGACCAAUGAGUAGAAUCAACAAGAACGUGGUCUUGGCCCUUUUGACACUGACAAGUUCUGCAUUUCUGCUGUUUCAGCUGUACUACUACAAGUACUAUUUGUCAGCAAGGAAUGGAAUGGGUUCAUCAAAAUCCAAAGGAAGUCGAGUUGGAUUUGAUAGCACACAGUGGCGUGCAGUUAAGAAAUUUAUUAUGCUGACAUCCAGCCAAAAUGUGCCAGUGUUCCUUAUUGACCCUUGGAUUCUGGAAUCAGUUAAUAAAAACUUGGAACAAGUGAAAAAUACUUCUCAAGGCCUGGCUUCAGAAUGCAGAUUUCUCUGUGUCCCGAGAGACUUUACUGCAUUUGCUCUGCAGUAUCACCUGUGGAAGAGUGAGGAUGGCUGGUUUCGGAUAGCUGAGAAUAUGGGGUUUCAGUGCCUAAAGAUUGAAAGCAAAGAUCCUCGGUUAGAUGGAAUAGACUCGCUUUCUGGAACUGAAAUUCCUCUGCACUAUGUCUGUAAGCUGGCUACUCAUGCCAUCCACUUGGUAGUCUUUCAUGAGAGGAGUGGCAACUACCUCUGGCAUGGUCACCUACGACUCAAAGGACACAUGGAUAGGAAGUUUGUUCCUUUUCGAAAGUUACAGUUUGGUCGUUAUCCUGGAGCCUUUGACAGGCCAGAGUUACAUCAAGUUACUAUUGAUGGACUAGAUAUACUUAUUCCAAAAGACCCAGGGCGCUUUCUAGAAGAAGUACCUCAUUCUAGAUUUAUCGAGUGCAGGUAUAAAGAAGCUCGGGCAUUUCUUCAGCAGUACGUUGAUGAUAACACUGUGGAUGCUAUGGCCUUUCGGAAGAGGGCAAAGGAGUUACUGCAACUAGCAGCCAAGACACUGAAGGAAUUGGGAGUGCCCUUCUGGCUGAGCAGUGGGACUUGUCUAGGAUGGUACCGGCAGUGCAGUAUUAUUCCAUAUAGCAAAGAUGUCGACCUAGGGAUUUUUAUACAAGAUUACAAACCUGAUAUUAUUUUGGCAUUUCAGGAUGCAGGACUUCCACUCAAACACAAGUUUGGGAAGGUGGAAGACAGCUUGGAACUUUCCUUCCAGGGAAAAGAUGAUGUCAAACUUGAUAUAUUUUUCUUCUAUGAAGAGACUGACCAUAUGUGGAAUGGAGGCACGCAGGCCAGAACAGGAAAAAAGUUUAAGUAUCUGUUUCCCAAGUUUACACUGUGCUGGACUGAGUUUGUAGACAUAAAAGUCCACGUUCCCUGUGAAACAGUUGACUACAUUGAAGCCAACUAUGGUAAGACCUGGAAGAUUCCUGUCAAGACAUGGGACUGGAAGAGCUCACCCCCAAAUGUACAGCCCAAUGGGAUCUGGCCCAUUUCUGAGUGGGAUGAGGUUAUCCAGUUGUACUGAGAACACUGAGCUCAGGUGGGACAUUUCCCAGAAGAAAGAAGGCGGGUAACUGUUUAAAACACUACUGGUUUUUUGCCUGAUGUGAGAGCCAAAGAAGAAAAAUGACAAGCUGGAAGACAGACAAGGUUUUCUGACUCAUGGGCCUUCUAAUUAGUUCUGCCAUUCAGCAUUUACUGAGGAGUUCACACCAGGUGAAAUACUAGGAUCUGGUAAACAGGCAGAGAUGUGUGAGCAAAUGCCAGCCUCUCUCUUGUCCUGUUGAUAAGCACUACAGUUUUGUUUUGAGGGAAACUUACUCACCCUCUGAAGAGCUGGUGUACAAUAUGAUGUAUUCCAUAAUGAUUUUACAAUGUUAAUUAAAAUUUAUACCAGAAAGUGAGCUCAUCAGAUGAGGCUUACAAAGGAUUAGUUAAGAAUAAUUCAUUCCUGUCUGUCCUCGAGAUUUAAGCUGCUGCGUUGGUGCUGCUUUUAAGGUUGUGGAAUAUGAGUGAAUAUUCCAGUGAUUAGACUUUGUCUCACAGAGACAAAGAGAGAUGGUGGUGAACUCAUUUUACAAGCAGUGCGAUACACAGUUGGCUUCAAGCACAGGCCGUUGAGUAAGGAAAGAUGAGAACCCAUGUCAGCUCUUGUCUAGACAUACACUGUUUUCAUAUUUGAAGUGAACAGUGGAUGGAUGCUUAGAUGAUGCUGGAAUCUCGGGCAUCAUAGGAAUAUUUUCACUGCCCUGCAGUAGUACUCGCUGAUAAAUCAUUCAGUCAUGCUAUCUGAAAGUUGUAACAUCUCAAAGCUUACGUUCCUUAUUUCAUUUUCAGUCACUCUUAGAUUUAAAAGUGGAAGUUAUUCAUGAAUAUUUUUAUAUUUUAUGAAUGUAUAACUUUUCUGCCCUUAAUUUUAAUAUUGACACUAAAUACUAAUAGACAUACUUCUAAAUUUUUCAAAGACACCCUUUAUUUAUUUAUCAACCAUAGCUCCAUAUAUUUAAUUUAUGGCCUACACACUAAUUUAUUUAGCAUAAAGAUAUGAUUGUUCUUCUAUUCCAAUAUUACUUCAAGUUUCCAAAAUGGAGGGUUAAUGUGAACCUGGAAACUAUUUCUUUUUCCAGAUCACAAUCUUUAAAGCCUGUGUCCAUCUCUAGAUUUUCAUUCUGCUGAGUGUCAGAGGGCAAGGACUUCCUACUGCCAAGUACUGCACAUGUGGGACCCCUUGACUUACACAUGUAGGUUGGGGUGGCUGCACUUAAGCCAUUCACUCUCAGUGAGAGAUGCAGGGAGUCUGACACUGAAUGCCUGUCUUCCUUGCCUGGGACAGGGGGGUCUCUACUCCCUGCUGCUUAGGGAUGUGCUUCAUGGCAGCCUUGCAGAUUUCCCUUUGAAAGUCUAAUUACCAAAAUGGAAACCAGAAUAUCUGAGAGAAUGGGCUGGCAGAAAGAAAAAAGAAAAAGAAAAACUGAGAGGAAGUAACUUGAAGCCACCUGCUUCCAAAUUUUAACUUCACCAUGAAAACUGUCUUUGUUGGGUGACAACCAACAGUCUGUGAGGAUGCAGCCUCCAUGUAGGAAUACUGUUGCCAUAAGCAGCUAAUCAGAUUGUUAUAAUUAUUAGCAAACUUGGAUCCUAAUGACAGAUCAUAAAUCAGUUCUUUCCUAGAAAAUAAGUCCAGAGAAUAUGUACCCAAGUUUUAGAUUGCCAACCCUAUGUAUUUUUAUGCAUCAAAACAAAACAGAUAAUGGUGUUCUUGAGGACAAACCCACCCUAUCUGGAGAGGAUCAUUUGCUUGAACUCAAUAUCUAGAAGUAAGUAUGUUUACAUCAUGUUCCUUGAAAGCUCCCACCUUCUGCCAGGAGAUCUUACCCACCCUUGUUCAAGUUACUUUUCUCAUAUCUAUCAUUGGAGUGCAAGGUCUGCGAGUAUUCAGAAUACAAACUCUCUUGGUCCUGCGCAUAGAGGUUCUGUGGUCUUCCCUCCAUUGAGGAUGGGUAAACUUGUCUUCCCUCUGGUUUGGCUUUAGGUUUUAGGUUCUGCCCUACCUUGGAGAAAAUUUCCCAGAAUUUGUAGGUGAGGUUUGCCUCUGAAAAUGACUCCGCGAUUCAGUCAUACUGAAGCCAGUGCUGCUUAACCUUUGAAUUCUGCUGAGUGUCCUGAGACCUUGGGUCAGGUGUGCCCACCACCUGACCCUUUUCAGCUGACACUUUUCUUCCCUCCCUGAAUAUGCUGUUAUUCUCCUAAUAUGACUACUUUCUGGUCCAUUAGCCUGGUUUGCUUGAAGAUACCUUUUAUAUUAACGUGUUGGUAGUUAUGUUGCCAAGGGUAUUUCCAGAGAGACCCUGAGAAGCAGAUGCUCUCUCAGUUUACAACAGUCAGCUACUUUCCUAAGCAUGGUGAAUUUGCCCUGCUCUUGACGACAGUUAUUGACAUUGGCCACUGAGAUUAAAUAAUAGUAACUAAAGCUGGGCAUCCCUAAGAGUAGCUGAGAUCAGUUACUGAGAUCAGUGUGGCCUCCAUGACACUUCAGUGCUUGAUGAGUUCUCCAGGCCCUCAGGGCCAUGUGCUUCAGGAUGUUCCUGCCAUUCCCCACAGAAGGCCUGAGGUGACAAUGCUGAGGAGGGAUAGUUCUUCUUGUCCAGAAUUCUCAGGCUACCUUCUUACCUUUAUUGGAGGGUGGG